Molecule: messenger RNA, 4560 nt
Organism: Parnassius apollo (apollo)
Lineage: Eukaryota; Metazoa; Arthropoda; Insecta; Lepidoptera; Papilionidae
Source: the annotation of a GenBank genome assembly
AUGAUGAUAAAUUCGGCAAAGCCAAAUAUAAAAUUGGACAAAGCACUUCAAGAUAUUGUUUAUAAAUUAGUUCCUGGUCUCUUUCAAAAGGAAAUGGAACGAAGACAACAGUUUUAUGCUUCAAGACCUGGUCCAGCUGCUUCGGCUACUCCUGAACAACGUGGUGAAGACACAGAAAGAAUUAUAUUUAGUCCUGAAGAUGUUAUAUCUUUUUCAUUGGAAUAUGCCGAUAUUACUGAUGCUGAUAGCAUAUCUAGUAAAUCAUCUGAUAGUAAUGAACCCCAAAAUAUCUUAGCAUCAACAAGGCGAUAUUUGCAAUGUCCUGCUGUAGUGAACAUAAGCCAUCUCAAAAAAUUUCUUAGUAUGAAAUUUGAUAUAGAUAGUACCCAAUUUGCUAUUGAUAUUCUAUACAAAAGAGUACCUUUACCAGAUUAUUAUACAUUAAUGGAUAUAGCUUAUAUAUACAACUGGAAAAGGAAUGAGCCUAUGCGUUUCUUUUAUCAAAUUAUUGAUUAUGUAGCUAUUCGCAAUAGGUUAUUUGAUAUUAAUAGAAAAAGUACCCAUUUUCCUGACAGUAAACCAAGUCCUACAUCCACAGAGGAUACAACUAUCAGCAGCCCUGCACCAAACAUAAACGAGCAAGGAUCGGAAGCCUCUUCUGGUACCGAUAGUCCAAUGCCUGAUGACAGUAGUACAAAAAAGACAAUAGAAACAGUAAACAAGAGUAGUGUAUGCGAUCAGGUAAAAGAUGUCAAUCUUCUUGACACUCCUAGUACUAACAAACCCCUUUGCACAUCUCCAACGAAGAAAAAUGAUGAUGAGGUUGAAAAAUCACAAUUUCUUAUUUCCUUUGAAUUAACAGCUAAAAAUAGUAGUCUUAAUGUGAAGACUUCCCCUACUAAAAGUAUUACAGCAGAGCCUAUAAAUACAUUAGAAAGUUCAUUAAAAAAUUCCUUACCCAAAGGUGAUGAUUGUUUAAAGAGAAAACACCAGAUAUCUCCAAAUGUACCAGAAAUUAAGAAGUUGAAGAUUGAAUUAGAAAAAACUAAAGUACCUGAUUUCUCAUCCUCAUUAUCAGUACCAUCUGUUCCAUUACCAAAAGAUACAGUGAAAGUUGAGAAAUCUCCCAGUAAUAUAGAAAAGAUUACAGAUCAUGCUGAAGCAAUAGGAAACCCUCAGUCAUCUUCAAUUUCAAAUAACUCAUCUAUAAAUACAGCCAUACCACCAAAAGAAAAAUUGCAACAAGUAAUGACUUUAACAAAACCUCAAGGGUCAGAUAGUUCAGGUCUUAAGAGAAAUAAUUCUGGAUCACAAAGUAUAUCUUCACCUAAACGUAAGCCUAAUGAAACAACUCCAGCUGAACCAGCUACAGGUUCAAAAACAGUUUCUCCAUUAAAACUUCAAAUACCAAAAGUAGAUACACAGUUAUCUAGUUCAAAGCAACCUGAGGCUUUAAAAUCUGGUGUUAAGAAGAUGCCGGAUUUAAAGCCAAGUACAAUAGCUUCUUCAGCAUCUUUUCAAACAAAGGUCCCACCUGUUAAUAAAGUACGUAUGGAUCUUUUAGCAAAUAAUAGUGACCCAACUAUAGACAGAAGUAAAAUAUUGUCACAAGUAAAAUCAUCUCUAUCUUUAGCUAACACAAAUCAAACAUCUGGAGAUCCUUUAAAAUCAUUGUUUGACUCUUGUAAAAUUAAUAUACCUUCUUCAUUGUCUAUUACAUUAACGGACCAAAAAUUAGAGAACCGAAGCCUUACAGAAUCAAUUGUUACAGAUCAAAAAAAAGUUAUGAUAAAUAAGAAUCUCUCUAGUGCAAGUAAUGUAUCUGCACACAAGGUACCAAGUCCACCAGUUCAUAAUUAUAUUGAAAUACUAAAAUUACCCGAAACUGAUCCAAAGAAAAUAAAUAAAUCUGAAAGCAAUAAUGAUGCUAAAAUUAGUACAAUAAAUAAAACUGAUGCAAGUGCAGUACAAACAAAGCCUGGUAAUAAAUCUUCUGAUGUAUCAACCAAGGGUCCCAUACCUAAUCUUAAACCUAUUUCUGACACAAAAUUGGGCAAGCAGAGUGGAUCAUUUUCAGGUCCCAUUACUUUUCAACAGACUUUUGAACAGCAAUUACAGUCUAUGCAGUCAGAUAAAAAAUCAAAAUUACCAAAAAAUAAAACCCAAGUUCCGAAACUUGUACCUGCAACUCCUAAAGCAUUUAGUGCAGUUAACAAGCUCAGCAGUCCAAGCAACAAAUCAGUUUCAAAUAACAUGCCUUCUUUAGAAAAUAAGACCAAUGCUGCUCUCGAUUUAUCUACUCCUCACACCAUUCAAAGUCAGUUAGGCCCACAACAGACAAAAGCAUUUGAAACAAUGCAGUCAAUUGCUAACCUAGCAAAAAAGCAAAGUUUACCAUCAAAAUCAUUAUCUUUGAGUACAUCACAAAGUAAUGUGUUUUCCAGUACAUCAAAUAGACCUACCGCCACAGGUACUUCUCCGCUAAGAGUUCCAUCAACUAGUGGCAUUAACCAAAUGAAACUUGAGAAGAUUAAUGCUGCUGGAUCAGCAGCUAGACAAGAAAUUUCAAGCAAUAACAAGCUUAACCAGAUGAAGCAAUCAACUGGUUCAAGCACAACAAUUCAAAAUUCAGGCUACCCUAUCGCAGCUCACAGUUCUCCAACUACAGCACAGCCUUCACCAAGAUCACAAACUCGUUCUCCCAGUUCAUCUCCUAAGCUGGUUAUAGCAGAAGAGAAACAAUCUUGUAAUAAUUCAUUUGAACAAAAUAUCAAUCAAUCAAAUCAAAUAACAAGUACACAGUUGUCAAAUAUAAAUGUAAAUAAAAAUGAAUCACUUAAACCUUCUCCAGGGCCUUCUAAGCCAAUAAAAUCAUUGGCUCAUGCAGGAAAAGUGCCUGGUAUUCGUCAGCCUAUAACUCCAACGAUAAAACCUAGUCUCAGUAUCAAUUCUUCAGCUGAUUAUUUAACUCAACCGCCACUGCUUUCAGCACAUGCUGGUAUUACACAUUUACUAAGGCAUCAAAUGGAAAUGCAAACAGCAUGGCUGAAAGCACAAAGGCAAUAUGAUUUAUUUAAAAAUAUGUCGAAUAUGGCUCAUCAGAACCAGAAUGACUUCAAUAACAAAGAUAAACAAAAUCACACAUUUUGUUUGCAGAUGUCUACUGUUCAAGCUUCCAUUCCUUUCAAACAUCGCAAGAAAAUAAAUAUUAAUACAAAGAAAGUGAAGAAUGAUAGUCCCAAAGAUAUAAACAAAAGAAAACGCAAAUCCAACAAAAAUGAAAAUGAUAUUGAUCUGCAAAAUGAUAUAGACAAUGGCUGUUCUCCAACAAAAACUGUAAAAGUAUGUGAUAACUCUGAGGAUGAUAUUGAUAAAGAAAACUCAAAUGAUGGGAAUACCAUUAUAAGCAAUUCAUUCAAACCUUUAGUAAGUAGAGAAAAGGAAAUAACAUGGCUUGAGAAUUUUUUAAUGGACCAUCUCGAUUCUGAAGAAUCUGCAUCUUUAUACAUCUCUGGCCAACCUGGAACUGGGAAGACUGCAAGCUUAACAUACAUUUUACAUUUACCAAAGAUAAAAAAUGGCUUUAAACAAGUUUAUGUUAAUUGUACAAUGGUGAAAUCGGCGACCAGUAUUUAUAGUAGGAUUUGCAAAGAGUUACAAUUACGGACAUCGGGAUCGACAGAAAAAGCCUGUCUCUGUGCCAUAGAAAAAUAUUUAAAUAAGAAACAUAAAAUGAUAUUACUUGUAUUGGAUGAGAUCGAUCAGCUGGACAGUAAGCGACAAUCAGUUUUGUACACAAUAUUCGAAUGGCCUGCAUUAUUAAGUUCACGUAUUGUCUUGAUUGGAAUCGCAAAUGCUUUGGAUUUGACGGAGCGAACUCUGCCGCGUUUGCAAGCACGAUGUUCUCUUCGGCCUCAAACACUUCACUUCGCACCUUACACGAAACAACAAAUUAUAGAUAUAUUUGUGUCUGUACUUGAAAGUGAAGAUAAGAGUCAUGUAUUUUCGCCGGUCGCGUUGCAGAUGUUAGCAGCUAAAAUUGCUGCUGUAUCAGGAGACAUGAGACGAGCACUUGACAUUGGUAAAAGGGUUAUUGAACUUGCGAAACGCACCAAAUUCGCAGAGAAUCAAUGUGUUGAAACCAUUAUGCGGAAUUCCAAUGUAACUGUAGAGCUGAAACAAGUGUUAGAAGUUUUAAAUGAUGUUUAUGGAGGUGGCAGGAAGAUAGAGAACGAUCUAGAGGAAGGCUUGCCCAUGCAACAGAAAUUAAUAUUGUGCAGCAUAAUGUUAAUUUUAACGAAAGGGAAAAAUAAGGAUUUGACGAUGGGAAAACUUCAUGACGUAUACAAAAGAGUGGCGACGUCGCGCAACAUCGCACCAAUGGACAUAGGCGAGAUGGUGGGCGCGUGCUCGCUGCUGGAGACGCGCGGCGCGCUGCGGGUGUGCGGCGCGGCGGGCGCGGGCGCGGGGGCGUGCGCGCCGCGUGCGCCUGCACUGGCACGAGCCCGAGCUCGUCGCCGCGCUACAAGACAAGCCGCUCCUCUCCGCCAUACUGAAUGA